CGGCGGGUCGCGCGGCGAUGACGUCUCCGAGAUGGCGGCGGAGAGGCGGCGGCGCGGCGCCGAGGGCCCCCGGGAGGCGCGGGUCCGAGCCCGGGAGCGCGGGGCCGCGCGGGGGGAGCGGGGCGGGCGCGGCGCGCUGGGGCUGGCGGCGGCGCUGGCGCUGGGGCUGGGGCUGGCGGCCGCGGGGGCGCUCCUGGCGCAGUGGGGCCGCUGGCGAGCGGCUUCCCGCGCCGUCAGCCCGCACCCCGCCGCGCCCGCGCUGCCCCCCGGCGCCACCGGGCCCGGCGCCGCGCCGCACCGCUUCUGGGGCUCCUACCGCCCGCACGUCUACUUCGGCAUGAAGACCCGCAGCCCCCGCAGCGUCGUCACCGGGCUGAUGUGGCUGCAGCAGCGGGAGGGCGCGGAGCUGCGGCACACCUGCGAGCAGAGCGACGGGCUGCGGCGCUACGGCUGGCUGCUGCACGACGGGGAGCGCUUCGGCCUGCAGGACAUCCACGACCGAGGGCUGCUGCUGCGCACCGAGUUCGUUAAGCGGCCCGGGGGGCUGCACGGCGGGGACUGGAGCUGGCGCGUCACCGCCCGGCCGGAGGGCGCGGGUAGCCAGGCCGCUCUGGUCUCCCUCUUCUUCUACGUGGCCACGGACGGGCAGGGCGAGCUGCGGCCGCACGUGGAGGACGGCGCCCGGCUGGCGGCCGUGACGGGGACGUCGGAGGAGCUGGGCGACUUCAAGAUCACCUUCCACAGGCCGACCGCGGACGACGGGGAGGGCGUCAAGUACAGCAGCUACCGCUACCUGGACGCGUGGAGCCCGGGGCUGCACCGCCUCACCGACGUGGUGCGCAGCAGUCUGAGCGACCGCUUCGUCUUCGCCCCCCCGGAGGGGCCCCGGCAGCGCUUCGUGGCCGUGGACGCGUUCCGCGGGCUGCCGGGCACGGCGGAGGCCCCGCGCAGCCACCUCCUGCUGCACCAGGUGACGCUGCGGCUGCCGGCCCGCGUGGAGGUGACCUUCGAGUCGGGCAGCGUGCGGGAGCGGCGCGCCGCGCUGCUGGGGCCGGUGCUGACGGCGGAGCUGGCGCGGCACCAGGCCGCCUUCGAGCGGCGCUUCGAGGAAACCUUCGGGCUGGAACGCAAAGGCUUCCCCCCCUCGCAGCGGCGCUUCGCGCAGGCGGCGCUCAGCAACACGCUGGGCGGGAUGGGCUACUUCCACGGGCGCUCCCUGGUGCGCUCCCCGCUGCACGAGCAGCCCGCGCCCUACCCCGACAGCUCGCUCUUCACCGCCGUGCCCUCCCGCUCCUUCUUCCCCCGCGGCUUCCUGUGGGACGAAGGCUUCCACCAGCUGCUGCUGGCGCGCUGGGACCCCGAGCUGAGCCGCGAGGUGCUGGCGCACUGGCUGGACCUGAUGAACGCCGACGGCUGGAUCCCGCGGGAGCAGAUCCUGGGCGACGAGGCGCGCGCCAAGGUGCCGCCCGAGUUCGUGGUGCAGCACAGCGACGUCGCCAACCCCCCCACGCUCUUCCUGGCGCUGCAGCCGCUGCUGGCCUCCGCCCCGCUGCCGUACCUGCGGCGCCUCUUCCCCCGCCUGCGCGCCUGGUACGAGUGGUACAACGGCACGCAGGCCGGCCCGCUGCCCCACACCUUCCGCUGGCGCGGCCGCGACGCCGACCCCGAGCGCUUCCUCAACCCCAAGACGCUGGCGUCGGGGCUGGACGAUUACCCCCGCGCCUCGCACCCCUCGGCGGACGAGCGGCACCUGGACCUGCGCUGCUGGAUGGCGUUGGCCUCCCGGGUGCUGGCGGAGGCGGCCGAGCGGCUGGGCGAGCCGGCGGAGCCGUACCGGAGCGCGGAGAGGGCGCUGAGCGACAACGAGCUGCUGGAGCGGCUGCACUGGGCCGAGGAGCUCGGCGCCUUCGCCGACUUCGGCAACCACAGCCGGGCGGUGGAGCUGCGGCGCGAGGCGGGGCGGGCGGCCCCCGGGCGGCCCCCCCCGGCCCCGCGGGUGGUGCGGGUGGUGCGCGAGGCGCCCCGGCUCCGCUUCGUGGACGCCCUGGGCUACGUCAGCCUCUUCCCGCUGCUGCUGCAGCUGCUGCGCCCCGACUCCCCUCGGCUGGGCGCCGUGCUGGAUGCCGUGCGCGACGAGCGGCGGCUCUGGACGCCCUUCGGCCUGCGCUCGCUCGCCCGCGACAGCCCGCUGUACAUGCGGCGCAACACCGAGCACGACCCGCCCUACUGGCGGGGCUCCGUGUGGGUCAACAUCAACUACCUGGCGCUGCGGGCGCUGCACGGCUACGCCGACCGGCCGGGUCCGCACCGCGAGCGGGCGGAGCGGCUGUACGGGGAGCUGCGGCACAACCUGAUCGGCAACCUGUACCGGCAGUACGCCGAGAGCGGCUACCUGUGGGAGCACUACAGCGACAGCACGGGCAGGGGGCAGGGCUCGCACCCCUUCACCGGCUGGUCGGCGCUCGUGGUGCUGGCGAUGGCCGAGGACUACUAGCGGCUUCCUCAGGGCCGGGCGGCCCGGCCCCGGGGCUCCGGUCCUCCGCCGCCAAUAAAGCUCGGAUGUGACGCUCGUC
Messenger RNA from Tympanuchus pallidicinctus (lesser prairie-chicken), 2573 nucleotides. It is a transcript of the gene MOGS, whose product is annotated as mannosyl-oligosaccharide glucosidase. The coding region runs from base 32 to 2494 and encodes 820 amino acids. Lineage: Eukaryota; Metazoa; Chordata; Aves; Galliformes; Phasianidae. The record is from RefSeq and is a predicted model, not a curated record. Gene Ontology annotation, cellular component: endoplasmic reticulum membrane. Gene Ontology annotation, molecular function: Glc3Man9GlcNAc2 oligosaccharide glucosidase activity. Gene Ontology annotation, biological process: oligosaccharide metabolic process; protein N-linked glycosylation. The transcript has 4 exons.